This is a messenger RNA of Purpureocillium takamizusanense, 3029 nucleotides long. RefSeq lists its product as uncharacterized. NCBI's taxonomy places the organism in Eukaryota, Fungi, Ascomycota, Sordariomycetes, Hypocreales, Ophiocordycipitaceae. Bases 615 to 2717 code for a protein of 700 amino acids. The record is from RefSeq and is a predicted model, not a curated record. The transcript is spliced from 2 exons.
CGACAGCUUGGCGGAUGCAGCGUUUGCUGAAUUAUCCGCUCCUUCCUUCCACGCACCUCGUGUCGCCGCCCCUCUCCAGUCUUUCUUUGCCCUUUUCCCUUCCUGCGCGCAACGAAGCUUUUCUUUUCCCUUGUCUGUUUGAUCCGUUUGACGUGUGCUUGCGACCGAGUCGCCCAAGCACGUCCGUUCCUUUCCAACGCCAUUCAUUCCCAGAGCCACGAUCUCGCUCCGCGGACGAGGGGCCAUCUCCAGGCGCAACCGAGCCCUUGCUCCCAGGAACAAGUCACAGCAUCCACGACGGUUCUUGUCUGAACCGCAAAACCAACACACGCAUACCACUCUCGCCUCGAACACUGGAUGCGGCCACAACUGCUUUCCAGCAGCCGCAUUUGACAUGGUCACGGCCCUUUGAGCGGCGCCUCAACCGCGACUCGACAACCCCAUCACCAGCCACACGCGCCAUUGGCCGCGCUCACGAAAAUCUUCAGACGUAGACCGCAUGAGCAGUAUCUACAGGCGGCCGUUUGCUCACCGCGAGCUAUCUCGACCUAUCGAGGCCCCCCGGUUGUAGUCAAAGCGAUCCACCUACUGUAAUCUAAUUCCCACCCGCCACCAUGGUCUCCUUCUUCGGCAUCAGGCUUGGUGGGGACAAGAAAAAAACCCAAAAGAACCUGGUUAAACAGCCGCCGCAGAAAUGGAAUCGCAUUGAUCAGAAUACCCUGGGCCAGGGCCAGUACUUCGGCCCGAACCAAGCUGCUUCCCGGCCGCAGUUCCCGAAUGCCUUGAGUCGACCGGGAACAUCUCAGUCUACGGCCACGACACCGUCAAACUGGCGCGCCGUCUUCAGCAACCCCGCCAUGUCCUCGUCCAUGACGGACCUGGCCCCUCCUUCUAUGGGCGCGCUGCGACAUAACGCGUCCGAAUCGAACCUGAGGACCAACUUUGCCGGCGGCAGCACCACAAGCUUGGCGCUGCCCGCCUCGUUGGGAGGAACCGGCGCGAGGCCCGGAACGCCAAGUCGUCCAACGACGAGCAAGGCCGAAUGGGUGAACCCUCUCCACGUUCACUUCUGCAAGAGCACCUCAGAUUCACGCCCUGGGACACCAGCCACCGCAGGGGCACCCCCCAAAAGCCCUCUAAGUCAAUUCGAGUUCGACUGGAAACCAGCGCCUGUCCCAACUGAGCCCUCCAUCGAGCUCGUGCCGGGAGUCCAGCAGGCUGAGCAUCAGCCUACGGCUGAGCGACAUGGCUACCCGUCACCUCCAGGAUCAGACAGGGACUCUGACGGAGUUUUCUCCCCCGCCAAUUCAAAACCGACCUCCGCGGCACUGAAAUUGCAACCAUCGACGAACAGCCGAAGCAAAGGUCCCAGCGCCUUGCGCAAAGUGGACCAAGUCACCACCUCGCUCCCCAGUCCCACGCCUUCGUCUCCCCUUGCAGGCGGCGAUGACAAGCCGGAUACACCCCUCAUCCGUAACGUGCCCGCCAGACGCGACACGCUCGCUUUUCAUCAGCCUCGAAGACUGAGUGUCAAGAUGGAGUUUGACGACGAGAGACAGGAGAAGGCACGCAAAACACAGCACAUUGAGGGGUUUCGAGGAAAUUUUGCCGACUUUGAUUUCGGCGCGAAUGUGAAGCCUCCCAGUUCGGACAUGUCCACAGCAGUCAGUACGGACACGAGCUGGGGUGAGAGACCCAGCUUUUCGACCGAGAGUACGCGCCCUCGGGAGAGGGUGCAAUCUCCCAGCAUUACUGACUCGCAUUCUCAACGCUCAGUACGGUCCCCUGAGAGCCCGAUGAGCCGGCCUUCGGUUUCAACCUCAGCAUCGGCCAUGUCAUCGCACAAUGGACGACCUGAGUCCCCCAUCGUAAAGGCGCCGGCAGGAAUGCCGCGUGAGAUGCCACGGCGAAUAGGACCUCCACCGGCGGCCGCUGGUGCUCAUCGAGGUUCUGCGAAUGCCUUCGGAUGGACGAGCCCGCCUCGGGGGUUCAACUCACGCUUUGACGCGGCCAAGCAGACGCGCGCCCCUCCUCCCCGGCCCUUGUUUGCAACGCACAACCUGGCUUCGCAUGACGACGCAUCCACGAAUGUGCGCAGUCCGUACGGGCCCCCUCCCGACCAGAACAACUAUGUACGAAAUGAUAUGGAACCCCCUCGCCGGCCGCGAUCUCGGCCACCGUCGAGUCCCUUCUCUCGCCCUCCGAUGGUCGGAGAUUUUCCCAAGUCGAAUGGCCUGCCGCGGGGGCGCCAGCCGGAGAGGCCUCGGAGCUCGGUCGACGACAAUGACAACGGAGAUGACUCGAGCGUAUACGACGAUGACCCUGCAUGGCCGGAGUUUGAUCCCGCAUCGCCUCGCUAUUCAGCAAUGCCGGCGCCGCUCGCCACCCCGCGGAGCGAUCCCACUCGAUCGCCAGCCUUCCCGCCACGAUUGCCCAGUCCGGUGUUCCCGUCCUUUGAAAACUCCAUUUCCACCUCUGGCGACGAUUUGGCCCGAAGCUUUGAGCUUCACUUUGAUGCGCCACCAAGCGGGGGAUUCAUUCCUUCUGUAGAGCAGCGGCCGGGAUCGAGGACAGGCGAUGCCAGCCCCAAGCGGGUUGAGGCAAAGAAGGCGCCACCGCGGCCGGCCGUCAUGACGCUCCCUUCCUCGUCGUCGGGCAAGGAUCUCGGCGCCAUGAGAUCGCCAGUCGAGCCGCGUUUCCAAGGCGCAUUCAUAUAGUUCGUUUUACUAGGGCGGAAUUUUACGACCUAUUUGGAGAAGGGACGAACGGAGGAAUUUCAGGACAUGGUUUGCUUCUGAGCUUGAUGCUAGAUGUCUGUCCUAUUCUGAGAGUUGGGUUUGGCGCUGAGAGCCUCGCGCCGCUCGUUACAGUCGUAUUUGGUGUGGAGUUGUAGAUAUCCAGGCGGUUCUAUAGUGCCGGCGCCAGACACAGCGAUUGUAUAUCGUUUACAUUUCUACAUCCAAUCCAUUUUCCAAUGAAAGUCAAGUUGGAUUGGCUCCAAUACCAACUAUAUUGUACGGUUUCGAAGC